AUGGCCAGCAGCAACUCCUCUUUAUCCAAGGCGUUGAGCAUCGUCAUCAUUGGCGCGGGUACAUUUGGGAUCAGCACCGCGUACCAUUUGGCAAAACGCGGUUACACGAAUAUCAAAUGUCUUGACAGACACCCUUUGCCUAGUCUCGACUCCGCAGGUUAUGACUUGAACAAAAUCAUCAGAACCGAAUACGACGAGCCUCUUCACACCAAUCUGGCUCUAGAAGCCCUCAAUGCUUGGAGGCAGCCGGAAUGGAAUGGUAUCUUUCAUGAAACGGGCCGCAUCGUCACAACAUCAGGAGACCCUCUAGCAGAGAAGCACCUCAAAGAGUCUUACGAGAAUUUGAGGAAGGCUGGGCAGGCUGUCAGUCUUGAGCUAGUUGAGGGCAAGGAGCAGAUCGUGAAGCACGUUCCCCAGCUACGCAACGCAAACGGCAUCGAGAAUUGGAAGGGACUCUGGAACAGUCAAGGCGGCUGGGCCCACGCCAAGAAGUCCCUUGAGAAAUGGGGCCAAGAGGCACAGGACAUGGGCGUCGAGUUCGUCUCCGGUGCCGAGGGCACCAUGACCGGGCUGAGCCUCGAUGGUUCGGGCAACCUUGUUGGAAUCCAGGUUGCUUCGGGCGGCGUUGUGCGCGCAGAUAGGUACAUACUUUGCACCGGGGCGGCGUCGCCGGCUGUGCUCCCCGAGCUGUCCAGGGAGAUGUGGACGAAGUGCUGGUCUUUGGCACACAUUGAACUGACAGACGAGGAAAUUGCCCAGUGGAAAGGGAUCCCCGUGGUGGACAACUUUGAACUAGGCUUCACCUUUGAGCCGGAUCCCGAAACCAAGUGGAUGAAGAUCUGCGACGGAUCCCCAGGAUACCAGUACCGCGUCGGGACCUAUACUGACCCCUCGGGCAAAGUGGAACACUACUCGGUCCCUCGGUAUGCGAGCGCGCACUCGGAAGACGGCAUCCCCGACGAAGCCGCCGACGCCAUCAGGCGCUUCGUCGAUACCGUCAUGCCGCAGUUCUCGGGGCGGCCACUCCUAGGCGCCAGGGUCUGUUGGUGCACCGACUCCCCCGAUGCCUACUGGCUGAUUGACAACCAUCCAAAACAUCCUUCCCUGCUUCUGGCAACCGGAGACUCGGGCCACGCGUUUAAGAUGUUCCCCAUCAUUGGCGAUUACAUCUCUGACGCCCUGGAGGGCAAGGAGCGGGGUUUGAGGUCGGAGUGGAAGUAUGGCAACAGGACAUCGAGGCCCGUGACCACUCGCCCGGGAACGGAAGUCAAGGACCUCAGAGACGUUCUGAAUUUGAAGCUCUAG
Colletotrichum graminicola M1.001 is the source of this 1305-nucleotide messenger RNA. RefSeq names its product FAD dependent oxidoreductase. The transcript has 4 exons. NCBI's taxonomy places the organism in Eukaryota, Fungi, Ascomycota, Sordariomycetes, Glomerellales, Glomerellaceae. Gene Ontology annotation, molecular function: flavin adenine dinucleotide binding; saccharopine oxidase activity; sarcosine oxidase activity. The record is from RefSeq and is a predicted model, not a curated record. The coding region runs from base 1 to 1305 and encodes 434 amino acids.